AUGGCGCCUCAAGAACUAUCCUUUGCAGGCAUUUCCUUCUUAACCCUCCAGGCUGUCUUAGAAGUCGUGAUAGUCUGUCUUGCUGGCUUCUUUGUAGCACGUUCCAACCUUUUGGGAACCACUGGCCAGAGAAUGCUUUCCCAAUUGAAUGUUGACUUGUUCACGCCGUGCUUGGUGUUCACCAAACUUGCUCCUUCCUUGUCUGUGGACAAAAUCCUUGACAUUUUCAUCAUCCCAGUGUUCUAUGCCAUCACCACGGCCACUUCCUACUCCUUCUCGCGUGUCAUGUCUCGCUUCUUGGUUCUUAACGAGGCCGAGUCCGAUUUUGUCACUGCAAUGGCCGUUUUUGGUAAUUCCAACUCUUUGCCUGUGUCUUUGACCAUGACUUUGGCCUACAGCUUACCUGACUUGCUUUGGGAUAGGAUGGACGACGAUACUCCAGAUAAAGUCGCCUCCAGAGGUAUGUUGUACCUUCUUAUUUUCCAGCAAAUGGGCCAGAUUUUGCGUUGGUCUUGGGGUUACAACAAGCUCUUGAGAAGACGUUCGCCUGCCGAACUUGAUAGCGCCAUAACCAGUGGUGAAAUCAGACCUUUGGCCUUGCCUGACGUGGAGAGUCAGAACUCGAGUUUUAAUAGAGAUGAAGGUGAAAUUGAGGAUGUUUCACCCGCAUCGACUCUUGCCGCUGAUUUCCCUACCAUGGCUCCUCCCCACCAGCAUGAGUCCGACGAUUCCAGCGUCGACCACACCCAAAAGCCUUACAACGGGCAACAAGAUAACUUCAUCAAACGGAAGUGGCACAGCUUUGUUACUUGGAGACCUGUUGCCAACUUCUUUGCAUUCAUGAAUCCACCACUUUAUUCCAUGCUCAUAUCGGUGCUUAUCGCCUCUGUGAGCUCUCUUCAGAAGCUUUUCUUCCAGGACGAUAGCUUCGUUAGAAACACCUUGACCAAGUCUAUUGAAAACCUUGGCUCGGUGUCCAUCCCCCUCAUUUUGAUCGUGAUAGUGGUGGCGUCUUUGAUGUCGAGAAUGAUUCUUCCGUCUUUGGUGAUGCUCCCGUUGAUUGCUCUUUGCGUCAAGUUUAUCAACACCUCCAUCUUGGACGACCCUAUCUUCUUGAUUGUUGCAUUCAUCCUCACAGUAUCUCCUCCUGCAAUCCAGCUAUCGCAGAUCACUCAACUCAAUGAUCUCUACCAGAAGGAGAUGGCCGGAGUGCUUUUCUGGGGCUACGUUAUCUUGACCCUUCCGACUACGAUUUUUAUCGUUGCUACGAGUUUGCAGGUGCUCAAGUGGUCAUUGUAA
Messenger RNA from Candidozyma haemuli, 1299 nucleotides. RefSeq lists its product as uncharacterized. The transcript is spliced from 2 exons. Gene Ontology annotation, cellular component: membrane; endoplasmic reticulum. Lineage: Eukaryota; Fungi; Ascomycota; Pichiomycetes; Serinales; Metschnikowiaceae. The record is from RefSeq and is a predicted model, not a curated record. Gene Ontology annotation, biological process: transmembrane transport. The coding region runs from base 1 to 1299 and encodes 432 amino acids.